Molecule: messenger RNA, 3678 nt
Organism: Asterias rubens (European starfish)
Lineage: Eukaryota; Metazoa; Echinodermata; Asteroidea; Forcipulatida; Asteriidae
Product: kelch-like protein 24
Exons: 8
Coding region: 203-2092 (629 amino acids)
Molecular function (GO): protein binding
Source: RefSeq, a predicted model, not a curated record
CCUACCGAUCCUCUCACUCUCACAGCCUCCCUUCGAUUUAUGAAGCCAUUUUUCGCUUUUCUUGCUUCGUACACUUUCGUUACUAGCAAACUCUCGUCAAAUCGAAUCCCACCAGGCAUCGCUCAGUUACCCAUGGAUCAAGAUCGAAUGUUUCAUCAAAACAGUAGCCUUAUUCUGCGGGAUCUGAUACACUAGUUUCAAAAUGGCUUCCUCAGCCUGGCCAGCCAUCAGCGAUGACGAUGUCGCUCAAGAACGACGUGAUUUCUGUGACUACGAGAACUAUGCCCUUCCUGGUGUUGUGCUUUCCUCUUUCAAUGAAAUGCGUCAAACUGAGGACUUGAUUGAUGUUGUCCUUGUCACCGAGGACAAGCAGAUAUCAUGUCAUAGAGUUGUCUUAGCGGCAAGUAGUCCAUACUUCAAGGCAAUGUUUACCGGAAAUCUGGAGGAGAAGAGUCAGCAGAGAGUCACUCUUAAAGAUGUCAACUCUGAGAUGCUUCAACUGAUUGUGGAUUACGUUUAUACAUCACAGGUACGGAUAACAACAGCAAAUGUUCAGGAGCUUCUAGCAACAGCCAAUUUCUUCCUCAUCAAAUGUCUGGUCUAUGCCUGCAGUAACUUUCUCAUACGACAGCUGGACGUAGACAACUGCGUUGAGAUGCACUGCUUCGCCGAAUCCCAGGGCUGCGUGGAACUCGCCGAAGCAGCUUGCAGAUUCGUAGUCCACAAGUUCCCAGAAGUUUCUAAGACGGAGGCAUUUCUUAGGGCCAGUUCUCACUUGUUAUACCAGUAUGCAGCCAAUGAGAACUUGAACUUAAGAAGUGAGACCGAACUCCUUCACGCUCUCUUGGAAUGGCUAACGACGGGGGAAGAUCGAGACGCUAAGCAAGAAUGUUUUCUCUCGUUAGUCAAACAUGUUCGAUUACCAUUCAUCGGACACGAGUGUCUAGAACAAGUGAGUAAGUCUGUGGAGCACUUGACUGGAUGUAAAGAACUGUUUGGAUUAGCUCUUGAUUGCAAAGAGGAUAAAGUGACCUCCCCUCCGAUGGAAUGGAGGUGUCCGCGGAGGUCAACAAACUAUGUGGAGGUGCUUGUCGUUGUUGGGGGCGUACGAAACAGACACCCUGGCUCACCUGAACUUAGUAAGAGUAAUACUCAGACAUACUGCUGCGAUCCUCACCUUCAGUUGCGCCAUUGGAGCACACUGGCGCCACUCCCGUACACGCUGCGUAACAAAGUCAUGUACGACAUUGUACGCUUUAAGAACGAUAUUUUUUUAACUGGUGGCUUUGACGGAGAGAGACAUUUAGGAGCAACUGCCUGUGUCUGGAGGUACCUCACUGAAAUGGAUACGUGGGAACCUCAAAAAGGAUUAAACAUUGCGAGGUAUCAGCAUUGUUCGGCUGUCCUGUGUGGGCAGAUCUACGUCAUCGGCGGUUACGACGGAAUAACCAAACUCGCCAGCGUAGAAACCUACAGCCCCGAAACGAAAACAUGGACCUGUAUCCAACCAAUGAUAGCGCCCGUUGCAUUCCCAGCCGUCACUGCAUUUAAUGAGAGGCUGUAUGUGAUUGGUGGGAUCACGUCAGACGAUAAUGUAUUCAACGGUAUACAGUGUUACGAUUCGCAGUCUCAGACAUGGAGUGUUAUCGAUACUCUACAAGUCGUACGAAAAGGUUGUAAGAGUGUUUUAUUGAAUAACAUGAUCUACAUCUUUGGUGGGGCCUUCCAGGAGGUGCAAGUGUACGACCCUGCAUGCGACAAAGCCUUUAACGUCUCACCGAUGAUCGGUGCACACAUGUGUACUGGAGCCACAGUACUUAAUGGGAAGAUUUAUGUGGCAGGUGGGGACAAUCUGCAGACUGAUUCGUCCAAAUGUAAAUGGGACUCGAUCGAAUGUUACGACCCAAGCACAGACAAAUGGUCAGUAGUCGGAACGAUGCCUCUCUCUUUGUAUCUCCACGGUGUGGUCACUGUAGUUAGGAAUUGUCUCACUAUGCAUGUACCGAGUGAUAUACACGGACUGAAGUCCAUUGGUCCAUCGAUGUUGUAUAGAGGAUAUGGAGAGGGUGAGGUCAACUAUGAUCCCAGGUAGCGAUGGCUACCCAAUUGAGAAAAUUCAUCUGAGAAGCCGCAUCCAAUACACUGGGUGGGUUCGAUUAGGCUGUGUCUACCCCUCGGUGGUGCUCACUCGGGUGAGCCCCUGACAAUAGCUAAUCGAACGAUCACUCGCCCUCUCGUGGUGACAUCAUGCACCUGGGGCCAACCCCAAGUAACCCACUCCACAAGCCGGGCACUUGGGUGAGCCCCUGGAAUGACGUCAAAGCUAUUCGAAUGUGCUGGGGGCAGACCGGGGUCGGCCCGGGGAAGCUAAUCGACACGCCCACUAUGGCUAGGGCUAGGCCCAGCAGCUGUAAAGACACUUAAGGAAAUCAUUGGUCCAUCGAUGUUGUACAGAGGGUAUGGAGAGGGUGAAGUCAACUUCGAUCCCAUGUAGCGAUAGCUGCCCAAUUGAGAAGACUCAUUCGAGAAGCUGCAUUUGGCUACGGCUAGGGCUAGGCCCAGCCUCUGUAAUGACACUGUUGAGAAAAUCCAUGGCCCAUUGAUGUUGUAUAGAGGGUAUGGAGAGGGUGAAGUCAACUUCGAUCCCAUGUAGCAAUGGCUACCCAAUUGAGAAUACUCAUUUUGAGAAAACAUUCGGCUAUGGUUAGGGCUAGGCCCAGCAUCUGUAAAGCCACUGUUGAGGAAUCAGACUGCUUCACGUUCUCACCAUAGCCACGGAUAUCAAUCAUUGUUUCGGACAUGGCCAGAUGAUUGACCAGUUGAUAAUGACCAAUGAGAGGGCUAAUGUUCAAUUAAAGAAUGCAACUUGAUGAUUCUUCCGCGGAUACUGCCCGAAUGAAAAUACCCAUGUGUUGUGCAUCUUUUUACUACCCAACUAAGAAUAAUAUACAUUAAUAUAAAUUUAACAAACUGAUAUUUAUUUAUUAUUUAUAAACUAAGAAUGAUUAUUGUGACUAUAUGAAUAUGAUUCGAAUGACCAAUCUCGCCCAACCCUAUGUUCAACCAUUGUGUUUGGUACCACACGUGCAAUAUUGGUCAGUGGAUACUAUUGUUCACAAUACCAAAGAGCUGCCUGACCAUUUUCCCCUCCGUCCAGCCUUGAUUUGAUCAAUGAACUAGUCUUAAUUCAAGACUCUCCUGUUAUUAAUAUUGCCACAAGAGGGCGCACUCUCUCCAUAGACCACCAUCGUGGGAGUUGGCUCAACCUCCAUCCCAGUGGUGUACGAUCUUGCCUUGCAAUUGUGUUUCUUUCCCAGAAUGGUUUGCUCGAUCUUAACCCCUGGAAGUGUGUCUUAAUGGAGAUUCUUUUAGGAGACCUCUUGAGACGCCGGCGCAGCAGCAGACAUAACUCUCUUUUUUGCUAAUAGUAAGGCUCAUUUGCUCCUUCCAGAUUUUACCUUCAAUAAUUGGGGGAAUAUUCAACAAAAUGCUUCAAACCUGUUUGAUUUUGGUUUUAUAAUACUUGCCAACAGUUUGGUGAUGGCCUGCAUAGUAAUUGCGGCCGUAGGCCUAUACAUAUAAUAAUAUAUACAUGUGUAUAUUGAAAACUUCUUAGUUAUUUAAUAUCAUAAUGUAUUUUGUGAAAUAAAAGCAAAUUAUGGAUUGGUAUGACGUGAA